AUGACCUACCCAUCCCUUCCCGAAAAACUCCUCCUCAUCUCCCUAAAGAUGUACUUCACCCCAGAGCAAACCCAAAACUACCUCCGCUCCCUCCUAAACCCCAGCAACAAAAUAAUCAACCCAACCAACCCAAACCUCCUCCUAGCCCUAAUCCCCGACUUCCUCAGCAUCCACCCCUGCUCCCAAAUAAUCCAAUCCAGCACCUCCCUCCACACACCCACACCCCCCCUCCUCCUCGGCGCCCAAGACUGUUUCUGGGAAAACGCAGGCGCAUACACAGGCGAGAUCUCACCAUCCUCCCUCCACAGCCUGGGCUGCAGUAUAGUCGAGCUAGGGCAUGCCGAGCGCCGCGCCCUCUUCAACGAGAGCAUAUCCCAAACAGCACGCAAGGCUCAAGCCGUCUGCGCCAAUGCUAUGAUUCCCCUCGUUUGCGUGGGCGAGAUUACACCGCCUGGUGCUGUUGCUUCGGAGGCUGUUGGCAAUGCUGUUGCGGAGUGUUCGGAGAUGGUUAGGGCGGUUCUGGCUGCGAUCCCGGGUGAUGCUCCUGUGAUUUUUGCUUAUGAGCCUGUUUGGGCGAUUGGGAAGCCUGCUCCUGCGGGUGUGGAUCAUGUUGCGGGUGUUGUGGGGGGUAUUCGGGGGGUGGUGGGGGAGAGGGUGGGGGCUGUGAGGGUGUUGUAUGGGGGGAGUGCGGGGCCGGGGCUUUGGGGGGAGUUGGGGUGGGCUGUUGAUGGGAUGUUUUUGGGGAGGUUUGCGCAUGAGAUUAAGGGGGUUAGGGAUGUUGUUAGGGAGGUGGAGGUUUCGAUGGGGAUUUGA
This is a messenger RNA of Penicillium salamii, 813 nucleotides long. NCBI's taxonomy places the organism in Eukaryota, Fungi, Ascomycota, Eurotiomycetes, Eurotiales, Aspergillaceae. The record is from the annotation of a GenBank genome assembly.